AUGUAAAACAUAGUCGCCGAAUCAUAUAGAGUUAAAGCUCACUUGAUUUUUGAUAGAGAAUGUCUGUUCAAAAGACCUAUUAGUUAAAAUAAUAAUGAGGCUAGAGAAUGGUAGGGAUUUAUCAAGGAUAUAAAGAAUACUAUAAGAACAACUUCUUAAAAAUAAAAAGGAGAAAUUAUUUAAACUAUUCAUUCUGUUCAAAAUAAGAUUCAAAUUGAUUAAAAAAAUCUUUAGGAAUAAUUUUCUAAUCUUAAUGAUAAAUUUGAAGAAAUACAGCAGACUAAUGAAAAUGUUCUAAACUUUUUAAAACGAAAUCUUUCAGCUAAAUUAAUGAAGGCUGAUUUGAUGGAUAAUGCAAUUCAUUUAAAUACUAGUGGACUUAAUAUGCAGGUGAAAGCAAUAGAUAAGCAAGUUAAAUAACUAGAUGAUCAAUUCAAAGAACUAGCUCAAGGACUUGAUGCAAAAGUUCUUAAAAUUCAGGAUGAAAUGGAGUUUAUAAGGAACUCUUUGAUUUAACUUCUAUAAAAAAAUAAUUAAUGA
Messenger RNA from Stylonychia lemnae, 540 nucleotides. The record is from the annotation of a GenBank genome assembly. NCBI's taxonomy places the organism in Eukaryota, Ciliophora, Spirotrichea, Sporadotrichida, Oxytrichidae.